Molecule: messenger RNA, 22266 nt
Organism: Haplochromis burtoni (Burton's mouthbrooder)
Lineage: Eukaryota; Metazoa; Chordata; Actinopteri; Cichliformes; Cichlidae
Gene: ldlrad3
Product: low density lipoprotein receptor class A domain containing 3
Exons: 6
Coding region: 19534-20565 (343 amino acids)
Biological process (GO): receptor-mediated endocytosis
Cellular component (GO): plasma membrane
Molecular function (GO): protein binding
Source: RefSeq, a predicted model, not a curated record
AAAUUGCAGUAACGUGGUAGUGAUUUAGUCACAUCCACUUUUUAUCACACAGGAAGGCUAAACGCUUAUCAGAGAGCAAUAGAAAGCAGGGCUGCAUAGCAUAUCUUUUCAGCAUCAACAUUGCGAUGUUCCCAUGGGCAGCAGUAAUCGCACUAUGUCCCCUCAGUGAGGCCAAUUUACUUAAGCAUUUCAUGCUAUAACUGCUGUGACAUUAAAAGACUCACAUGGUUCUCAUUUUCCAUGACUAACCUAAAAAAGAAGUUGGCCUGAUAUAAAAUUAUUUACUUAGAUUUAAGGAUUCUUGGAUAUAUCAAAUUACUGUUCUUUAUUUUUAGAACAAUGGGUCUGCAAUCUCACCGCAGAGGAGCAGGAGAGAUGCUUAGAAAAGGGAAGAUUUGGUUUCAAAAAGAAAAGCAAUAAAUUGGCGGGGUGAGUCAGUUUACUCAACCGGCGGCUGCUGAACCAUGCUGUUCUAUUAGACUCUGUUGUUUUAUUAUUAUUCUUUAGGUGCACGCUGAGACAUCUGAACCAUAUCACUUUUUCAGUUUUUGUCCAGUAUACUGUGGCGUUAAUAGAAAGUGAGAUAUCCCUAACCUGUUCGCUCAUGGCCUUUACUGUAAUUAACAGGUAGGGGAAAAGGGUCACCUGGAAUUGAGCAAUGACCUUCUUCCUCAUCACCAGUCAUGUUUUUCUAUGAACAUUAUUUCAUAUGCAAGUCGCCGUUUUUGGAGGUAGCACACUGACUGAAGUCUUAUUGGAGUGACCUUUAGUUACGGCAUCAGAUGCCGUUUUGUGAACUACACAUACACCUUCUACUUUUUAAACUGUCGUCCUCAUUUCACUUCAUACUACCAUUUGGCCAAGUGGAUUUAACAUUAUACAGAGAAGACAGACAUUGGAAAUGGACUACAGUCAAGAGUCACCUGUACUAUUUCCUUCAUCAUAUCUGCAUUGGGGGGGAAAGUGUUUUCAUUGUACUGCCCUGAUGGUUUCCCCUCUUUGACCCUUCACUUGAGUCUAACGUCUAUCCCACGUACCUUUAUUUCUUCUCCCUCUCACCUUUGUGUUUCUCUGUCACUCUCUUUGGCCCGUUACAUUUGGAAGAUAUAGUCAAUUCACACUCAUUUUCAAGCCCUGAAGUGACUCCAUGGCCUGGCUACACAAUUAGGAGCUCAUUACUUGCUAAUACAUAGACUAGAAGACAGACAAAGGCAGUCUGCUUUUUUGUUGUGCUCCUUGCUUCCAUCAUUUUAUAUCUCUUUCUCCCCAGACACUUUUUCUUCUCACUUCUCUCAUCUCACCCUCUGCUACAAUACAUCUUCUCCAUGGUGUAUAAUGAGCUUGUGUGUGCUAAGAAGAAUUAAUAGUUCAAUUUCCAUCGCUUAAGCAUUGUUUUUGUGAAAUUGGAUAUACUCUCAGCCCUUACACCUAAGACAUUUGAAUCUCCAAUUCUUAUUUUCUGGUUCAUUUGGCAUCCAGAAAGCUUAAAGUCUGCUUACAGGAAAAUCUGACAUUUGUUUCUUAAUGGAUGAUACACAUACACACAAAAAUGAUUGCAGAAAACAAAUGGGAAAGUGUUUAAAUCUUCUAGAAUUCUAAUGUUAGAUCCAUCUUUUUUUUUUUUUUUUUUUUUAAAUCAUAAAUUUUGGUAGGUUAGAAUGACAUUAUAAUAAUGUGAGCAAACAUUCUUAGCUUUAGCCAUCCUCUGAUACUCAAAUAUGAAUACCAGAGUACAAUGUCAUCAGCGCCAAUGACUGAUGACAUUCAUCAGACAAAUGUUUCAUGUCUGCAUCCUUAGGCUUCGACAGACACAGGCCUAGAGACUGGUUCAUGGCCGUCUGGCAGCCACUGGCUCCUAGAGGGGAAAAUGCGUAUUCCCUCAUGGGUUGGCUGCUGGUCGCAUGAGGCUGACAGCAGUCGCUGUGAUUGCUAAAGUCCCAGCCAUACAAGCCUAGACAUUGGUCAAUGUCACAAUCAGCCGCAGUCUGCGAGUCACAAAGGUGCUGUAUGAAAAGCCUUUUUUCAGUUGCUUUUGGUUUCUAAAUACCAACCAAAAGUUUGUGAUGCACAACUUUUAUUUUAAAGGCGAACAUGCUCUUUGCACUUUUACAAUUGUUAAUCAUUCUCGGCAACUUUAAGAAUGAUUAGGAGAGCUGGAUUUACUUUAAGAUCCACAUUACCUGCAUUUUUAAUAGCUUUUAUUGGCGUGAGCUGGGUUUCACAAAUAGUGCUGUUACUGCUUAGCCAAACAUCUCAUUCCCGAGACUUUAUCCUGUCUGCCCAGUGACGUUUAGUAUGCUACCAUCUUGUUUGGUAUCAGCAAUAUAUGCCUACUAAUUAGUGUAGGCUGCUUUUCCAUGUAUAGUUGGUAACUUUGUCCGAAGCAGCUGUUUCUUAUAUUUAUCAAUAUAGCUGUGACAACAAAUGACUAUUUGGAGAUUGUGAUUUUAUGGUAAAGCUAUAAUUAUGAAACUCUGGCUUGUAGGUUUAAAUAGAGUUCUAAACUGACCCCACCAAAGACACAGCUGCAAAGGGAGCUGAAAACUCCUUAUCUAUAGUGGAUGUUGUGAUUUUCCCGUUAACCCAUGCAUUUGUGCUAAUAUGAGUCAGUAGAUGUACCUGCAGAGAAAACUGUUCCUUUUUUCCCUCAAGUUUUGCAAACAAAUUAUUUAUACAUAUUAAUAAUUCGAAUUUGACUGGAAUUUGAAUGUCUUAUAAAUUUUGUUUCUGUAACUGUGAGCAAUGUGGGCUUUUGUUUGAAGUUUCCAUCUUUUCAUGUUCAGAGCUCAGGGUCUACAACUAAAAGCAAGCCGAGGAACAGAGAGAGCCUCACAGGUGUAACGUAAGGUCAGCUUUGUCAGAUUUCCCUCUGUGGCACUGUCUGCAUCAUUUCUCACUAUCUGGCUGGCUCUGCUGAAAUGCCAAUUUGCUCAGCGAGGGGUCUCGCAGCAUAGCGCUGGAUAAAGGAUAUGUCCUGUUUACCAGUGUGUUCUGCGACAGUUGACUGCAUGAUGAAAGAGACGCAGGGGAGUGUUGACAUUUAGUUUUGUGCCACUGAUGGCCAGUGUAGGGAAGCAGAAUUAAUGGAAUAGAUUUUGUGAGUUUGUUUGAUGAAGAAAUGCAAGCCUAUAGGAAGACAUUUGUCUAGCUGCCACUGUGUGUAGUUGUGCAUGCUUUACUUGGAAAUACGUGAUACUUUUUUGUAUUUUUUUUUUCCUGUGUGUCAGACAAUACUGCUUUUUUUUUUUUGUCUGCAUUUGAGCGACAAGCAGCUCUUCCUCGAUUCCAACAUCUAAAUCUAGUUUUUUUUUUUGUUUUUUUUUUCCCAUUCUGCCCCCCAUUCUUCCCUCCCUCCAUCCUCUCUCUCCUAAAUGCUGUGAAGGUAAUCCCAAGGUGAUGUUAAUAGGCUGGGAUACUGUUGAAAUUGCCACUGUCAUCUCUUAGAGGAUUAGAUGGACAAUUGCUUCUAUGAAGGCCAAGCCAAGCAGUUCAAAGAAAACUGCAACAAAACAACUUUUCUAAAAGUGCCUUAUACUGCCAGCAUGCAAGUAACCUCUAACAUUACAGCUUUUGGGUUUUAUGUGCUCAGUAUUGAGCUUGCAUAGGUAUGCACUGAUGUUCUGAUCUCCUUUUUAAUGUAACUACAGAUGGACUCAUAAAUAGCGAAAAUAUAUCAAAGCUUUGGGAUUAUAGGCUCAUUGAGAUCUUUGAUCCUAGAUUGAUGGGGGACCAUUGUGUGAUUAAUGGAGUUUUAUUUAGCCAAGCCAGGGUAAUUUUGCCUGUCACCAUUGCAGUGAUUCAAGUGCAAUAUGAAAAGGCCUGUUUGACAUUGGAUUUAUUGCUUUAAUAGUAUAAAAUUAUCAUGCAGAACUAAUGAAACACUUGUAAACAUCUUGUCAUAGAAGCUGUAUGUGGAUGCAAGUUUGAAAGCCGUUUGAUCAGCGGUUCCCUUUACUGUUUCCUAUGUAGAGACUUUGCCUAAAUUUUUUUAGUCUAAAAAUCUUAAUAGGACUUCUUAAUAGCACCUGUGUUGAAAUCAUUCUAGAGAUAUAUUAAUAGAUGACUGAAGGGGAAUUGACAGCAAUUUCCAAAUUAAACUGGGUUUGUUUUUUCAUUUUUAUGGAUCAAUGUCAAUCACUUUUUAAUGUACCUAUUAUUGUGGGGUAAAGUGUUCAAAAAAAAAAGACAAAAUAAGUUGCACAAAAAUGCCAGAUGUAGUAAAAAUUAUACAAAUUAUAACUCGGAUAUUCAAAAUGAUAUUUUAUUUUUUUUAAUUUGUUAGAGUUAAAUAAGCACUUGCAGUUUCCAAACAAAUAGUUUGCUAGCAAUUAUUUUAUGGUUCAGACUUUACAGGCUUAAAAAGCAUGAAAAACAAAUAAGCACUUUUGGCCCAUAUUGACAUAAUUGCAUCACAUAUUUGCUGUAAAUGUGUUGAAUGAUGCAUGUUGCAAAUCCUCCAUCCCAAAGGUGUUCUGCUGAAUUGAGAUCUGAUGACUGUGGGCCCCAUUUAAGCACAGUGAACUCAUUGUCAUGUUCAAAAAGCAGUCUGAGAUGAUCUGAGCUUGGUGACAUGGCACAUUAUCCUGCUGGAAGUAGUCAUCAGAAGAUGGGCACACUGUCAGCAACAAGACUUAGAUAGCCUGUGGCAUUUAUACGAUGCUCAACUGGGACUAAGUGUGCCAAGAAAAUAUUCCUCACACCAUUACAGUGCCACCAACUCAAAUCUGAAUUGUUGAUACCAAAGCAGGCUAUAUCUACGCUUCUGAAUGUUCUGACUAUCUGAAUGACCCGACAACUUUUUGUCCAAUUUUAAUGAACCCGUGUGAAUUGUAAUCACACUUCAAGGUUUUGACAUGUUGUGUGUUCAGACGUGCUCUUCUGCAUAUCUUGUACCUUGGUUGUAAUGUCUGGUUGUUUGAGAUAAUCUGCUAUCUACCCAUUGUCCUCACACUUCUGGCAUCAACAAGGCAUUUUCACUCAGAGAGCUGAAUAUUUUUUUGUUUUUCAGAUUCUCUGUAAAGUCUAGAGAUUCCUGAGUGAGAAAAUCCCCCGUAGAUCAGCAGGUUCUGAAAUACUCAGACUAGCAAUCUGGCACCAACAGUCACGCUACGGUCUGAUUUAAAUGACCAUUCUUCCCCAUUUUGAUGCUCAGUUUGAACUUCAGCCUACAGGUGAACCUAAAAAAGAGGGGAAAAAACAUUAAAUCAGAAGACGUGUCCAAACAUUUAACUGGUAGUGUAGAUGUCGUCAAAAGUCACACAAUGAGUUCUACUGUAAGCAUAAAAUAUGUACAUGCAUGUAAACUAAUCACAGUUUCUGUCUGGCCUUAGUUUGCCUCUUUAAGCUGCUAAUUUUCCACGUCUAUUCUCUCCUUGUGUGUCUGCCUCACUCCACUCACUCUGGUGCUAUUUCAGCCCACAGAUGCACUAUCAAUAAUUCAGUCCCUUUAACAAGGCUCAGGCUUUUAAGAGGGUUUGUCAAAGCCCCUCCUUUCUAGAUGCCUGCUAGUCACUGGGUGGUCAUGUCCUGGUGGAAAAGUCCUUGAUUUUAUACUGAAACCAGAAAUAAAAUUGUUGCUAACAGACAUUGUAUAUCUUUAUUUAUAUUGUUAUUGAGUUUGUUUCCUCUCAAGCUUGAAAAAGCUAGAGCACACUUACUACUGGCGGGCCAAGAAGUCAGCGUCUUGCCAGGGAUGUAAAGCCUAAACUGUAGACAGAGUAAAAUGGCAGCCAAAGCAAGAAGACAGGCAGGGUCACAAAAAGUUCAUAUUUCACUUUAAUACUUGUUUACAUUUUUAUGCACCAAACAGAAGGCUGGCGAGGCAUUGCAAAUCCCAAACAGCCCCAACAUCUUUUGGGGCAAAACCCAUGUGGGUAAAGACUGCUUAAUUCUGUGUGGAGCAUGUGUGUUUGGAUUAGUUUCAAGGAGGUCUGCAGGAAACGGAGGCUGUUGGUUUUCUGAGUAAUGCGUACUGAAAUUACAGCUAUCCCUCAAUGUCUGUGAUAAUGUCAUAAGCUACAGAAAACGUACAUUUAUGCGGGCAUAUUGAAUGACACAAGCCCAUAGAUUCAUUGAAGAAAAGCAAAAAUAAUAUGUGCACUUUGAGAGAAUGAUUGAUUUGUAGCAUUGCCAUAUUACUCUUGUAUAUAGAAAAGCAUUACUUUAGAAAUGCAAUUUGGCUUUUCAGUUUUCCUGCUGGUCUGACGGGCUAUAAAUCUGCAGCACUUAUUUACCAGAUUGGUUGUAAUUAGUUUAUACAACAAGUCACAUAUUCUGUUUUUAUUGCCUCUUUUGAAUUUUGAAUCAAUGAUUAUUUAAAUUAUUGUCUUGUAUCAAUAACGAGGAGUUGGUUUGCUCAUCUAAAGGUUGGUAUUAAGCAAUACUCCUUUGUUUUGUGAGUUUCCUUGAAUUCUGGCAUCCUUAUUUCAUUACAAAGCAAAUGUUAAGUCCUCCAAACAACUGGUGACUAAUCUUCCCUCAUCCUAGAAUAAGAGGACAAGCUUGUGGUCUAUUGUUUGCUUCUCUUCAGAUGCACACAGGGGGAUUUGCUGAUUGCCCACCCACAGAGAGCUGACCGGUGCUGUGGAAAAUCCAGCCGAGAAUUAAUCACUCUCCCCUUGUGAGGGUUGUUGCUCAGGAGUUUCUUGAUUGGGUUUGACGGUGCAAAUUUUUUGAGAUGUCCUUUAACACCCAAAUUCAAGUUUGGUUACCUUGUGUUAAGCCUUUUUUGUUUGUUUGAUGGUUUGUUUGUUUUUAAUCUUAUUUUUAGACUAAAGAUGAAAAAAGGAGCCCCGAGGCAUCAUAUAUGCAAAAUACUCUGCAGUGAAGAGGCUUUAUGUGCGAUAUGUUUUUCUCCCCGACAAAAACAUGCUCGAUAAUUUAACGGAAAGAAUUAGAAGUACGUCUACUACUACUUGUUUCUCAUCAAAAAUUCCAAGCUCCAUGAAUAUGCAAAUGUAGAGAUGCCUCUAGGUGCGGCGGUGAGCCGUGUCACACCCACCAGUGAAACGUUGCUGGUCUCAUUACACUUCGAUCAGAACACAACCACUACAGCCACUCAAACCACACAAUUUAUGUCAGAGUAAGAAUAAGUUUAGCAGCUUUUUCUAAGCGUGUGUUUUUGUUUUAUGAUUGUUUAGCAUUGCUUUCAGCAGGAUGCGUGGGAUAAGAAAGUCCUGUUUUUAUUAAAGUCUCUUUCCUCAGGAUGUUGAAAUGUGUGUAGUUAAAUUUUCACGUCUUUAGUUAUGCGGAUAAAUGGGUGUGCGUGCGGCUCAGAAAUGACAGUGCUGCUUGGUGAAUAUUUUAAAUGUCAUGUGAAAUGUGGAAAUCAGACACAAGUGACGGGGGAGGAUUCUUAAACAUUGUUUUUCUCUCUUCAGCAGCAACCUGCUGCUUUUGUUUAACUUUCUUGCUCAGUAUUCCUCCUUCGUUCUAUGUAUAUAUCUCUCUGGCUGUGUGUCUAUGCACGGCAUCCUCGAUAGAGAUAAAAUGAGUAGAUCACAUGAAUUUAAAUGACAUUCCCAUUACUCUAUGUUCUCUGUGCUGUGCGUCAAACACAGAAGAGGAACCUACAGAACGGGUAAAUAACACUGUGUCAUCAGUUCCUCCUAGAAAGUCUUUGGCACUACACACAAAGGCCAGUUAUCUAUUCAUCACCUGUACUGUUGCACUUUAUAGUUUGGACAAAGUGAUAUGGAAAAACUUUGAGAAGAAGCCAAAACAAUGCAUUGGAAGUUUUAAUUAAGACCAUAUGUGUGCAAGAAAAUAAUGUGAAUGUGGAAGAAAUCAAUUCCAAACUGCACCACAAAGUAAUAAAUGCUGACAUAUUUGUUAAUUAGCAUUGUUACCCUCCUGUUGCAUCAGCACACCAAUAUUGUAUUCUUGAAGCAUUUCAAAAUACUUAUGCUUAAGUAUUUCUUGUUGUACAUAGACUUAGAAGUCGGUAUCUGAUAAAAGUUUAACAGAUUUUUACAAAGUUUCGGAUUAAAGCUGAUGAAAGUACAUGUAAUAUUGAGAAUCAAUAUCGCAGUGUAUGCAAUAAGAUGAAACAAACACUUGAGGACUGCCCUAAUAUUAUUCUUAUUUAAAGCGCUGUCUUUCAAUCACAAGGAUAUAGAUAUCCACUGGUAUAUUAAGUUACACCUUAUGAAUAGGAAUGUUAAGCAGUUCAGACCAACUUCUCCAAUACACAAAGUGAUGAUGAUCAGAUGAGAAGUCAUUAUGUCUCUCUUACCCUUGAAUUUUAGAUUUGAUUAGAAAUGAUAACUGAGAAUGCCUCAAAGCUCUGUUUCAUUCUCAUUUUGUCACUUUUAAUAUAAUUAGGAUCUGUGUUACACAGGCUACCUCCACAUGCACGGGUCUUUUUUAAAAUUAUAACCCUUUACUUAUAGAAAGAAUAGACAACCAAACCUUUAAACGAUAACGUAGUGCACAUUAGUGUUCAAUGUAGCAUUGUUACAUUAUUGUUACAUUAGGAAUCUUUUCAAUUCAUUUUUUUCUUAAUUUUAAGAGUUUUCAUAGAAUUUUCAAUAAUUACUAAACCAGUUUGAGCAGCUUAUAGUCUGUAUUUACUGUAGUUUUGCAUGCAGUGACUGUUUUGUUCAAAAUUUCACUUUGCUUAACAGAGUAAAUCCACAAUUUCCUUAAAACUUAUCUGGCUAUAGCAUUAGUCAUGUCUCUAACCUUUGGACUUUGUAGUAAAGCUGCAGGUACCAGAGUUUCUGCUUCCCCAGCUGUGUCAAUAAAAAUGACUGAAAGUCUAUGUUUUCCUAUAAAAGUUCUCUGUGUAAUGUACAGGGCAAAACAUGUUGGUCAAGCAGUAAUAGGGUUUUGUCAUACUUUAAGUGUUGCUGGAGUUUUAACCUCUUUAGACAUUUGGCUUGCUGUCAUAGCGUCAUCUUGUACUCUGCAUCUGUUUUUCCUUGACUUGCCAAUCCUUGAAGUAAAAGAAAGCAGAGAGGAUUGAAUACCCAACAAAGCGAUUCUAGCAUCAGCCAUCUGGUUUUGUUUACCAGCAGACAAAGAAGCAGCAACAUUAACACCUGCAUUAGUAGCGGCAACAAUUCUAGCAGUGUGCUGCAGAUUGGACUUUUCGUGUAAUCUGAGUGUUUCAAAUGCUUUAGCCCAGCUUGAAAAUCCAUCUUUAACAAAAGCUUUUAGAGACUCUUGAUUGUUACUUGUAGCAGAGACCUCACAAAACCUCAGUAGAGCUGUAGGCUAUGCAAAGAAAUUCCAUUUUGUAACCAGCCUGAUAAUCCUUCCUUUUCUGCAUUCAUCCUCACUUCUGUUGUCUGUGUCUUUAGUGUUAACUGACUGGACACUGCUGGAGGCACCGGUGGAACUGGUAGAUAUAGAAGCAUCACUUUACUUUGGGUUUUUAAAUUGGUCUGUUUUGUUAGCAUUAAGUCCCCCUCUUAAAGGCUAAUGUACAUGCAGUGAGUGUCGCGGCAGAAGCAUAGGCUCACCAAUCUGCCUGGAGUGCCAGUCUGAUUGCAGGACAGGACAGACAGCGAAAUAACCAGUCACGCGUAGUUCCUUAAAUUGAUCCAAUCUACCACCACCCCAUGACGAAUAAAUUUAACCUUGAGCUGUGCUGGCAAACUUGUGCGCUCAGCAUUCUCCGAAGGUACUCGAGCACCUGAGCACUGUUGGAAUCGACUGCUCUUACAUAAGACAACGUUGUAAAGAGGGUAAUGGCCAGUAUAGUUUCUAGUCUGGCUGCCCUGAGUUUAACUUCAUGUAUAAAACAGAAAACUCAACAUAAGCUUGGCUAAUGACCACUGGUGAGCAGGAUGGCAGGGAUAAAAGCUAGCAUUUCUUUUUAGCUAAGCAUUGCUCUCCUGGCAAACUUGAGCUUCCUCGUGCAUCUUUUGCAGAAUCUUCCUACCAGGUGACACGUUGGACGCCUGGCCACACAGCUGCAGAAUUUCUAUGCUGAAAAACUGAUUUAGGAACUUAGUGAGUCAGUAUUAUAAAAAAAAUAUGUUGUAAAUCAUGAUGAAAAUGCAAGUCUGCCAAGCAAAACAGCAACCCCUUUCCCCUGCACCAUUUUUAUGCGCACUUAAGGACAAAGUUAUAUUUAGUUCUUUGAUCCGGUGAUGCCCGUUUAAGAUGUGUGUACAGACGAAUGUAUGUGUGCAUUAGUGAUGUGUAUAUCACAAGAAUCUGGAGCUAGAAAUAAUUGUCCUGACCUCUUACAUUCCUUUUUUGUUUCUCUGAAGCUGUUAGACUAGUUUUCCCCUGUGAGAAAGUUGUUUUUCUUGAGUGUGCUACACAUUAAAAGCUAUAACAAAAGAGAUGCGCUGCCUAUUAAGUAAACAAGCUACACCAUAGAAUCAGCAUAAACAGGAUAAACUGCUAAUGAUGAGUGUAAUAUGAUAGUAUGUUCAAAUGCAUUUGGUUUAUUGAAAAGCUAGUACAUGCUUACAGCUUCUUUAAAACUUUUUUGUCCUAAAUAUUAUAUGUGGUUUAUGGUAUUUAUUUUCAUGAAUUUCUUUACUUUAGCAGCUGUGUCAGGAACAGAGUUAUUACAUUGGCUCAAUGAUUUUACUGCAAUUACUUUGGAACUCAAAGUUAAGUGUCUGAGCACCUGUCACUUUGAGUGUGCAGUGUGUUUAAUGAGGAAUUAAUUGUCAGAUAACCCCAAUAUUUCUGUGCACAAUAAGUUCUAUUAAAUGAUGUAUCAAAAGGCUUAGUGAAGUGGGUGUACAUAUCAUCUAUAGACAGAAAAAGGUAUUAAAAGCACAAGAAAAAUACAUUUCAUUAAAUUCAAGGGUAACUAAUCUAUAGAUUGAAAGGCUCUUGGUUAUUUUAAGUACAUCAGCACUAGGCAGGUUUUAUUUGCCUUGUAGGGGUUCUGCUUGGUAACUAUUGAUUUUAGCACUUUUUUAAAAGUCUGAUUGCAUUUGAAGUCUGCUUUUGUGUUCUUCAGGUAAUCACCCUUAGUUACUGAGUAACUGAGUGCGCACAGCGUGGAUGACUUAAUGUGAACAUUUUGUGACUUUUUCUCACCAUGUGUUCUUUUCACAUUAAAAUGACAUUAACUUUAAAUCAGACGCGGUCCUCGCUCAGUUUGCCAUUCGGUGAUAUUAUCAAUAGCUCAUUUAGCCCUUGUUGCCAACUGACACUGCAAAUAAAGUAACUACACAGCAGGUUAUGAAGUCAGUGACUCGUCCCGGGAACAAAUGGAUUCACACAGUAGAUUCAUCCUUAGAGGCAAAACCAAAAAAGGCAAAGCAGCAGCUUAAAGAUACUGUGGCUACAUUGUAGCUGGUUUCAUAUUAUUCCGGCUUGCUGUCUAUUUUCAUGCAUGGUUGCUCUUUUCUCCAUCUCUCACCAUUAUUGCUUUGCUUGCUCUGCUGCUCUGUGCUUAUGCUACCCUUCCUGUGUGUGUGUGUCUCUGUCUGUCCAUAGGGUGCCUUUAAUUGAUGCAGACCAGGUUCUUUACACUUGCACUUAUUUAUACUGGAUGCUUCAGUGAGCCAAAGUAACAGGAUGGAGAAUCUCUUCUUUUCUCUGGGAAGAUCUGUCUCCCUUUGCCACAUACAGACACACACACAAUGAAAGAGACAGCCAAAUCACCCCCUGCUGCGUCUGAGAGCCCCCUACUUGUAGUUAGCCCAUUUAGAGCGGUGUGUAAUUGAAAAAUAAGUUUCUUUUCUUGAACCUGAAAGGCUAGUUUUCAUUCCGAGCUGGGCUAUAUUGAUUCACUCCUCCCUUAUCCUCCAGCAGAAGCAGCCCUUGCUGCCCAUGUUUGUAUUGACAUUAUCUGUCUGUAAUGUAACUUGGCAUGCUCCUUUACAGCUUCAGACACAAUUUCACAUAAUUCGCUGGAGAUAGUUUUAGCAGCAUGGUGUGGUAGUGUGGACAAAAAGAUUAUGUUCAGGGGUGGUUGAUGCGGAUUUAUUUCUGAGGACAUUUUUUUGUCUGGAAAGCUCAAAAACUCCCCUCCAUAACCAUUUUAUUGUGAUGUUUCUCCCAUAGUAUUAUUUCUUACUGCUACUCAAGCUUACAAAGUCGGGCCAAUCAAUUCUCGGGUGCUGUUUCAAUCUGAGGCUCAACCUUUUAUUCAGGGCUGAUCAAUGCAGGGCAGAUAUCUAAGGCUGCUUGGGAAGAUGGGGGUUAGAGAAGUAACAGCCAAGCCAAUAGUCACCUCAGCUAUAGAUUUAUAUCACUGACCUUUUAUGUGCAGAGCACAGAGAACAGAAUUUGCUUAGGGUGGAUAUUACUGGGAACCCAAGGACAGAAAAUGAUGUUACUGGUUACCUCCCUGCUGCUUUUUUUUUUAUUACCCCUGUACUCUUUCCUUUCAUAAUUGCUCCAUAUGACUCACAUCCAGUCAUAUAUUGAUCUCCCCCUUUCAUUUCUUUCCUUUCAUCUUUUUUGAAACAGAAUUUUUAAAAAAACUUAUGUGCUACAUGCUCCUAUAUAGUGUUGGUUUAAUCCUUAUUGCAUCUUGUUGUGUGUUACUCUGCUUUACACAGUACUUUCCUGUCUACCCUUGUGGAGUAUUGCAGUAACAUAUUUCUGUUGUACAACCCAGAGUCUAUACACACACCCAGAAGAGUCUUAUAGGUGAAGGGAGGUCAUCUGUAUGCUUUAAGGUUUAAUACGUUUUCAAUAGCUACUGUCAAGAGUAAUAUAUAUUUUUUAUUACCAAAUUAGCUGUUCAUUGUCGAGGCAGCAUACUGACAUUUGGUUGGAAAAUAUUCAUAAGGCCUGGAAGACAGAGGCAGAUGUGGGUGGUUGGACCUGUCUUUGCAUAUUCAGAGAACUGCUAAGGCACCCUAAGCAGUUCUCUGAAAAGUCUCAUGACUGCCAUUUCCAGAAUCAUUAUGCAUGAAGUAUACCCAUGGAACAUCUUGGAAUGAAAGUUGGAAGCUUUCCAUGUGCUCUCAUAUGAUUUUUUUUUUCUUUAAAUGGAUAACAGUGGUCCUAAAUAUUAAAGUCCUAACCUAUUAAGAAAUUUUGUGGUUACAUAUUUCCCAGAUCUUUCCAAUUUGAUUCCAACAUUUGCAAUUCUUAAUCUUCUUUGCAUGCGGGAUCACUUUGAUUUGUUUUCUCACUUGUGGCAUUUCUCAAGGUCAGACACAACCCAGAAAUGUCUGUUUGGGUUAAAAAAACAAAGGUAAUUAUUUUUUAAAAUGAGUUUCUUUUAUUCGCUAAAGAUCCUAGAGUCAUUAAUAGCAUUUCCCAACUUUCCAAACCCAGAUUUAUAAAUCCAACUGAUGAAAGCUACAUCGUUUGGAUCCAUGUUCAACAUCUUCUCGUCUUUGUGGAAACACACAUUUCUUUGUGGUUUACUGCAAACUGUGAACGACCUGGAUAUUUUUAAACUGUUAACAGUUUUACGACUGAGUUUUAAAUUGCUCGGAUUUCUCCUUGCUCACUUAAAUUCAGCUUAAUUCAGAGAAAUUAUUCUCUUAAUAACAAGAUCUACCAUUUUUUUUUUUUUAGAUUUUAGUUUCUAUAAUGCACGGAACAAUAAGCUGAUGUAAUUUUAUAAUAGCCAAUAAAUGAACAUUUUAAAAAGUAUAGAAGAAAUGGGGGAAAGAGCCUUCAACCAUGUAAUGAGUGUUGACAUUACAUAGUUUGUCCUCCAAAAGGCACUUUGAAACUUCCCUGUUGGCAACACCACAAACACAACAACCAGCUGAUCUGAGCCAAGUCAGACAGGGUGUAAAAGAGUAAUCCAUGACUUGCUGCAACAAUAAAACAAGAUUCAUUUUAAGCUGCAUUUUUUAUAUUACCUUAAGGGCUCAUAAAUAGCUAUGCAUAAAUGUUAGAGCAAUCUCUUUAUCAUCCACUAUAUCGGUUCUUUAAUAUCACAAAAUCCUCGGUAUCGGAGUUAAAAAUCCUGUAUCGGCCAGCGUCUAGUAAUUACACCUUUUUGUAUAUAAUCUUGCAAAAAAUCAUCCAUCAUAUUGCUUAUCACUUACUUAAAAUGAAACAAUGUGGAAGCUUACUUGAGAAAUAACUUGAGUAUUAUUCAGAACCGCUGGGAAAUUAAGCUUGUGUUUAUGCUCGGAGUUCAUUUUCAUGUCAAAUUAUAAUUGAGGUAAGAGAGGUGCAAUCAAUAUAACUGCAACAGAAGCUGAGCUGAACAAAUAGAGAGGGGAAGAUUUCACCCAGAUUGAGCCACUGAAACUUUGUGAAAGUAGCACAAACUAAAAAUGUACAUGCUAAUUUAAAAAAAUAAAAUAAAAAAAAAAGGGGGGGGGGGGAGUAUCCAGCUGAUGUCUCUACGCUCUAUGAUUUAACAGUUUAAAUGGGGCCUUAGUAGACACAGGGUUGCUGAAGGGUGAGAAAAGAUGGGAUGCAGACGGUGGGUGUGCAGAGGAAAGGAUGGUGUAGUCAAUAUUUACUCAGAGUAAUUGGUCUACACUUCCAGGUUCAUCCCUGCCUUAUCUCCUGUUCUCCCUCGCACACUCACUGUGUGACCACAGUUACACACACACACACACACACAUACACAGGGGAUUGUGCACAAUGCCCUGAGCAGUCCACAAAAUAAUGGUUAAAAGCAUAAGGGAUAAAUGCUCGACACAGUUGCUUCCAAUAAAACUGCCCAGGUCACCUUGGGAGUGUUGCAGCAACCCCAGAGUACCAUAGUGAAUUAUUAUUGCAUAGUGAAUUGUUAUUAUUUCGUUUCUCUUGUAGUGCCAUCUGUAAUGACCUGUAUAGCUACGCUUUCUGCGGUAAUGAGGUGGGUUUUUGUUCAUUACCUCAGUGGCGAACAAGUAUUGAGGCUUAUUACUGAAUUGACAGAAUGACAGGGGCAUUGGGAUAAGAGGUGUCGAGCUUGCCAAAAGAUGGACUCAUCACAAGCUUGUUGCAAGAAGUACUGCAAAAGGUUUGCUACUGGCAGUGUUACACUCGUGGGAAAAGACGAGCUGUCCAUCAACUGUUUCUUCUUCUUUUUUUUUUUUUCACUCUUAUUGGUCACUCCUCAAACACACCCACGCAGACACACAUACACAUAUAUGAGAGACAGUCCUUUUCCUGUCCUCUUGUGCUCCCAAAGCAGCUUUCCAAUUAACCCAGUGUAUCUCCGUCAGCUCUUUGAAGUCAUUUUAUAUGGUUCUCGCCUACACUUGUUCUGUGGGCCUCUGAAUGGACAUUUCUAGGUUGUCAACAAUCACGCUUCUUUGUGCGGUGUUUGGUCUGUGAAUACUCACAGCUCUGUAACAGGUUCGUAUUUAAUCGUCUCCCCAGUGUCGCCAAAUCCUCAUAGGGAAUUGUUUGCGUUCUUUUCUGUCAUAUUGAAAGACAUUUACUGAACAGUAUAAAACCUCCGAGAUGACCGUUGUUGUGAUUUGGCACGAUAUUUAAAAAGUCUGAUGAAAAAUAAGCUUCUGAAGCAGAGGUUAGUGUACUGGAACAAGCUUGAAUGGCCUUCCAUCACCUUCAAUUACAAUACAUAAUUACUUCAAGCAAGUUCAUUUUCAUGUGCUGCAGGCUGGCGUUCCCUGCAGCUGGUGCCACGAUGAAGAUAACAAUGCAGAAAGUAAUACCACCCCACAGUCCCUGAUGCACACUAUGCACAUUCUUUUUUCUGUCUCAUUCCUGUCAUGCUGCAGAUGCCAAAAAAGCUGCAGUCACAGCACUUCAGGAUCAGCUAAAGUUACUUUUUUCAAAGUAGAAAGUAAUUUCAAAUGGAACGUUUCAAACAGCUCAACAGACAUUACCAAACGCACGCACACAAGCUGUUUCUGUGCAGUUCGACACUCAGUGUGUCUUGCAGUCGAUGUGUUGAUGCAGUUGCUGUAGUUCAGUGGCAGAAGAAAGAAACAGCUCUGAGAAAUGUGUAAGAAAUAUACUAGGAUUGUGAGAGAUUAGGUAAGAACUGAAAGUCAAGAACUGCUCAGGAAUUGACAUUUAAUAAAAUGUGAUGUCCUCAUUCUUUUCAGAGUUAUCUAAAGCAGACAUUGUUCAUAACGUGUCACUGAAACUAUCUUCUUUAAUUUUGUGAAAUGACAAAAUGAUAAUUUUUUGUUUCAAAAGUUGUGUGACGGUACUGGACAGAUUAAUAUAUAGAGAUUCAAUUGGAUACUUUGUAUCCAUGUAUUGUGUUAAUCUCAUUAUAAUUGCUGUAGCAUAGCAUGUAGACACACUGUCUGCUACAAAUUUCUGUAUCUAUGUGAAUGGUAAGGUUGGGCGAUUGGACGAAUAUAUCGACUGUCGAUGAUAGGCUGAGCCUUUCGCCGAUCGUUUUUACAAGUCCGUGCAUGAUUACAUGAAACAUAGACACAAAAAUGGAUUUAUUAUCAUUUUGGUAGUCGACCAGUUUGCCAGGUUUUUCUAAUUAGUCGAUUAGUUAAUGAUUAUUUCAAUAAUUCUUAUCUCCUCUUCCUGUGGGCAAACCUCCUGUUCUAGGCUCCAGUACCUCACCUGUGCAAGUCUGCCCACCUGUGAAUAUCACCCUGUUUUUGAAAAGGGUUUACUAUUCAGAAUAAACACUAAUAUUAAUGUGAGAAGAAAAAACAAACAAACUAGGAGACGGUGUAGCUACUCCAGUUUAAUGGUUUACUAUCGCAUUUCACUCAUUAGCUAACAAAACUGAAAUUGUGUUCACUCGGCAAGCAUCAACCAUGAGAAGUUUCUGCCAGGUAAGCUAACAUAAACAAGGUAUCAGUGCGACACACAAACUAAUUCUCUAAAGCUGACCCACCCAGAGUUGACAUCACAGCUCCACAUUGUCGGUGUUAUAAAUGCGUGUGCACCACAGUAGUGCUUUCAUGGAAGGAAAGCACUGCUUUGCACAGUCUGCAUUCAACUUUGUCUGUUUUGCUUGAAAUGAUUUCACAUUUUUGAAAACUUCUGUUUCUAUUUACUUCUGUCCUCCUGUUUUGCCAUUCGCGCUAUGUUAUUCUUCGUUAAUAUUGGGUGUAGUCUAAAUAUGGAAUGAAGAAUUUCAAAAAGAGCUGCAGACCUGGCAAGAAACACCAUUAGGACAUAAUGGCCCAUGUUGGACUGGUGCCAUGCCCACUGUUAGGUCAGGGGUAGCAGUCAUUAAUUAAAAUUUAAGCUGAUGGUGCUCUUAAGGAUUACUUGCCAAUUCCCACCUUUAUCUAGCAUUUGGACAGCAGCCAUGAUAGCUCGUGUAACAUCUGCUUAUAUAAUAUAUGGCUAACUCUAUUUAACUCAACAAAUCAGAUCAGUCCUUUUGAGGUGAAUCACUUCCCCCACUGCAGUGCUACACCAGAACUUAAGGUUCCCUUACCUGCCAAAUCCCAUUUUGAUCCCUUUGCUAAAGAGUAUACUGUUGUCAGUGUGCACAUUGUGCCUUCAUUGUGAAGAAUUGGUCAGAUAAAACGAGUGAGAUGUAAUAUUUACAUUUUGAAAGUGACCUGAACAUAUUUUAGUCUUAUAAGUUAUAUUCGAAGCAUAGUUAAUUAGCAGAUGGCAUAAAUGCUGCAUCAGGUUUAUAAUAAGUUGAUUAUUGACGAUGGUUAUGUUAUAAAUAUUUUAAUCAGAUAGGCUUUAUCUUCUUAUCGGCUCUAAAAUGUAUAAGGAAAUUUUCCAAGGCAUGUAUUUAUUGACUGCAGCUCGAUCUGAUCUGUUAAUUUGUAAAAUAUCGUCUUCACCCUUUUUGUUUCCUGCAAGUUAACAUGGGCAAAUAAGCCAGCUGGUGUUGAUGAGGGUCAAAGGUUGGACAGUGUGUGAGUAGCUUUGUAUGUAAGCUGAUUGCAACUUGAAAUUGAAAGCGUCUCCUUGAAGCCGAGCUAUAAGUUAACACUAAUGUGCGACUGCUAUCUCUGCACCAUCUCUAUGCCUCACUGUGCUCUUGAAGUUAAGCUGGAUUUUUUUUUUCCACUUGAUACUGAAACAUCAUUGAAGCGACUCAAGAUAAGAGAAGAGAUGACUCAUUGUUCUUAUAUCAAACCAGCCUUAAUGUUUAUAUGUUGAAGUUGAGAGAAGUGGAAACACCACUCAGCUGAAGCUGCUAAGAGUAAGCCUGCUAUUUAUUUUGUUUUUUGGAAAGGUUGUUUGACAAAAAGAUAAUCACGGCGAUGUUUUUCAUUUCCAGUUUAGAUGAAUCAGCGUAAUAAAUAAUGAAAGAAAUAGAAAUCUGAAUGUUUUCCUGUCCUCAUAAGAUUCAGGAGCUUUUUCUUUUUUAUCACUCAGCUUUUUUUGUUUCAUAUUGCAUGAGACAAACGGAGGCGUUGCGUCAUGCAUUCAGAUCCAGAAGGGUUGUGCUGUCUCAUUUAAGAGACAAUCUAUACAUGGUUUCCAGUACCUGCUGCUGUUAAAAAAGCAGCAGUGGAAGGAUGAUGUAAGAACAGAUUAUUUCUGUGUGUCAGUUACUCAGCUGCACUCUGGAGGCUGGCUACAUGUGCUAAGUGAAUAUCAACGAGCUGUGGUAAAAAAUGUGGAGUUUGACUUAUGAAUUCACAAAAGUCAGAGGUUUUUAUUUGAAGUGGGGUGCAGUGGAUUUUGUGGUAAUGAAGAUUACUUCAUUGAGAAUGUGUCCCUGUAAUGGUUUAUUUGAGGAAAAUGAACAGUGUCACUGCUGGAGAAAGGGAAUUCAUUUAACUGGAUUAUUUUAAAGGACUGAACAAAUAGAAGCGGCAUCUGAACAUAAAUACAGAGCGAUAUCUAUGAUCUUUAUCCAUCCAAGCAUUUUAGAGGUUUUCAUAUUUGUCAUUACUAUUCUGCAUUUAACAUUUUUAUCCCUUUUCUCAUUUUCAGAUUUUGUUGAGAAGGACAUUUAGACAUCCAUCACUGUCUUUUGUUAUAAAUAUUUAAUGUCAAAUAAAAUAAAAUAAAAAAGCUGCAGGUACCUACAUAUAUUAAGUAUUGUGCUGAAUUCUUGAGCUUAAAAAAAGUCAAUAUUUGGUAUGACCAGCUGAGUUCUUUAGUACAGCCUGAACUAUUUUAGGCUCUUUUAAGCUUUGUUGUAAUUUCUUUAAGCAGUCAGUGGUUCUGUCGGCUCCUUGAAGGGCGUUCAAAGCUCUUCGUUGGAUGUUGGCUGCCUUUUGUUCAGUUCUGUUCAAGCUGAUCCCACACCGCUUUAAUAAUAUUGACGUCCAGGCUCCGGAGGAGGGCCAAGUUCAUGACUGAUAGUGUUCCAUUGUGUGUUUUUUCUAUCCAGGUAUGCUUUGACUGCACUGGCAGUGUGUUUGGGAUCGUGCUGAAAAAGGAAUCCGUUGCUUUCCAGAUUUCCAUGGUAUUACACAUGGUGUUGCACAGUGGAUCAAAAUCUAACUCCAUUCAUAACUCCGUCAAUUUUGACAAGAUCUCCAACUCAACUGUCUGAAAUGCAGCCCCAAACCAUGACAGAGCUCCUGUCGUGUUUUACAGAUGGCUCUAGACACUCACUGUUGUAGCUCUCUCCUGACUUCCUCCUGCUGACAAUUUGAACCAGAAAUGUCAAAUUUGGAUUCAUCACUCCAUCAGACCUGUUUCCACUUAUUUAAGUCAGGUUAUGGUGUAAUUUGGCAUACCUCAACCUUUUCUCCCUGUUUCCUUUCAUGUUCACGAUAGCCUCCCUUCCACUGAGACCAUCUCUAAUGAGGCUUCACUGAACAGCAGAUGGAUCAACUGAAAGAGAGCCAGCUGCUUCCAGGGAAUAACUUCACCACGGACUGCAACAUCCCUGGAAUCUUCAUGUGUGGCGAUGGCAAGUGUGUCCCAGGCGGGCGGCAGUGUAAUGGACUGCCCGACUGCUUUGACAAAAGUGACGAGAAAGGCUGUCCUAAGGUCAAGUCAAAGUGUUCUCCUACAUUCUUUGCCUGCGCUAACGGUGUCCACUGCAUCAUUGGACGCUUCCGCUGCAACGGCUUCAGUGAUUGUCCUGAUGGGAGUGACGAGGAAAACUGCACGGAGAACCCCUUGGUGUGCUCGGAGGCUCGCUUUAAGUGUCGAAAUGGCCGUUGUGUGGACCGCAGCUUCUUGUGUAAUGGACAGGACAACUGUCAGGACAACAGUGAUGAGGAGAUUUGCUUGACUACAGCAGAAGCUCCUGGCCAGGACUUUGUGACACUGGACUAUCGCCUGCGUUACUACCCUAGCAUCACCUACGCUGUCAUCGGCAGCACCGUCAUCUUUGUCCUUGUGGUAGCCUUGCUGGCUUUGGUUCUCCAUCACCAGAGAAAACGCAGCGUUCUGCUGCCCAGAGGCGUACGAGGAAGUUCACAUACCCACCACCAUCACCAGCCCCUGCUGCUGUCCCGUCUGGUCAUCUUGGACCGAGGACACUUACACACUGGAGGUCCGGCACUCUCCCCUGGCUCACCCACCACAACCGGUCAAUACAGCUCAACACCUCGAGCUCUGCAGCUACUGUCUGGGACCCUGUAUCCCUCAGCACCUUCCAUGGAUUCCCCUCCAUCAUACUCACAAGCUGUUCUAGAUGUCAGUCGACCUCCUUGGUUUGACCUCCCUCCGCCCCCUUACCUCCAAGAUGGAGAGCUUUCUUCAGAAGGCGAGCUUCCUCAAUAUGAGGCCCCACAGGACCCCGUGAGCCACCCCGCGGCUCAUCCCUGCACCCCCUCAACACCCAGAACUGUGGCCACAGGCACGCGGCCGAGCGAUUGCUCCGGAGAGGAGUCGGCCCAGCUGUAGCUGCUUUAGUGGAGACUGAUGGACCUUAAAGACUGCAGGACUCAAGGACCAGGCUGCAGGGCAGCAUGAUGCCAGGACAGUCCACAGCAAAGACCCGCUUGAGGUGAUUCAACAAGGACUGACAGGCUGAACAGUGACCUCAGCUUGUUGCUGACAUAUCACUGAAGAACAGCUCUCCCUGGUGGACUGAGCUUGUGUGUUGGCGCCCCCUGCUGGGAUCACAGCUGUACUAGUUUGGUUGAAUUCUCCCCCUGAAGAAUUACUGUGUAUAUUACCUACCAGUGACCACAAACUGUAUCUCUAAAGAAGUAGGAGCUAUUUCAUCAACAUAUUCAUUAACAUGUAAUGUUGUGUGUCAGUGGUGAUAUUUGUCUUUGUGCGUUACUUUUCUGCAGCACUUGGAGAGCGAAGUCAGAGUCGUGCAGCACUUUGCGACACUCCCCUCUCAAUUUUAGAUUUCGUGUCUACAAUGUCUGACUUUUAUUUUCGAUUCAACUGCAAAAUACUCUAAUAAUAGAUCAAAUCUAUCCUGCUGAGAAGAUUUCAGAGACUUAACAGAAUCCCAUGUAGCUGUGGCAAACGGGAGCGGCUCAGUGAGAGAGAGUUUUUAUCUGAUUGAAGUGCUGAUGUGAAACAUGAACUAAUAAUAUGGCUAGUGAUAAAUAUUAACAGUUGCAGAUUCUUUAAUAGGAUUUUAUUGAUAUUUGUUAAAGAUGAGUGGAGGUUGUUUCUUUCCUUUCAGUAUUUGUUUGUUCACUGUUUCUUGUCAUUUGGUUAAAUUCCAGCUGAAAAUGUGAAGAGGACCAGAGUUAGAAAUUAUAUAGAUUAUAUAAGUUAUAUAGUUAGAAGAGCAGAAGUUAUGUAAGUAUUAAGUUUCAUAAAUAAUUCCUCUAAGCAAAAGAACCACCCUGCUGGUAAUGCAUUUCUAUCUGAAGGCCUGUAAGUAUUUUAUGUAAACACAAAGAAAUAGAAAAUACAAAGAAUUGUGUUGAGGCCUUAUUUUAUGCUAGUGCCUUCUUUGUUUGUGGUAUUCAACAAUAAGCUGUCAGACAACCUUUUAAGAACACGCUGUCUUCCAAAAUGUAAUGAAUUUAUAUAACUUUGUGAUUCAGAAAAUUCAUCCUCAGUAGUAUUAGAAUCACAAAAUUCAUAUCCGAAUGCUCUUUUAUUCAUUUCAAAUGGUUUGUUCAACACUGUACACACACACACACACACACACACACACACACACACACACACAUGCAUACAUAUGUAUGUGUAAAAAAUAGAGAAAGUUAUCUAUUUUAAGUAGAAGGCUACUUGGAGUUUAAAAGUGGGAGAUGAAUGUGUAACAGUGAAAUUAAGUUUUUAGUUCUCGCCUAGAGGCAGCAGUGAUGAUGCAGGUACAAAAAUAAAAAACAAUCAAACCAAAGAUAGUCAUUAUAAAAACCUAUUUCCCUCCAAAGGAACAUUUAUUAUGCCUGUAACUUUAUUAUAUCAGAACAUGCAAAGGUUUAUUGGGUAAAGCAGAAUUCAUGUUAUUGCUGUAAAACUGGAAAAUGGUUCUCAGGACAGAUUGUACCAGUUAGACGAUUCAGUUUAUAUCUCAGUUUCUCUUUUUAUUUCUCAUUUGUUCUCAUACAUAUUUGUGAAGUGGUCCAUGAUGAUCUUUUUACCCUUUGUAUUCUGUACAUUGGAAAUGAUAUAAAUAUUUCUGACUCA